AUGAAUGCUCGUUUCGCUGCGAUUGAAACCAGCAUAGAUGGCAUUGGCGAAGCGUACAACCAAGUCGCAGAAGGUUGCACUGAGAUUGAGAGACGACUCGAGGGUCUGGAGAAUUCACUCGCAGAUGUUAGAAGUCGUCAGCAUGAGACAACGUCGUCGGUCAAGCAAGUCAAGGCAAUCAAGCAAAAAGUCGAUUCGAUCGAAUUCGAUAUCAAAACUUUGAUCAGCGGACGUCUGGACGAGCACGACAAGGCCAUCAAAGAUCUUACCCGGAACGCUCAAAGUCAGGGACCGAAGGAUGUCGAUGGGAUCUUGGAAAGUGUACUCUUACGACUACAGCAGCUCGAGAAGACUCCCCCUACAACGUCCACCUUGUCAACCACUGCUCUAGCUCAAGCCCUUCUCGAUCGUCUCAAGAAGGACGAGACUAUCGAAGAGGAAGAGCUUGCUCUGGGACUUCGGAAAAUCCUGGGCAUACAGACGUUUCGGAACUUCUUGCGGGCCAGACCGAAGUUCCCAGAACUUGCCAGACCAAGUGACGCAGAAUCAAGCCGAUCACCACAGCGAAGACCCAAAUUCCCAGGUGGAAUGCCGAAGAAGGCGCCUUAUAGGCUCAAAAAACCAGAGGUUUACCACAUCAAAUCUCGAAAACAUCAGAUUCAAGCUGAGAGAGAAGCUCGUGCGAGAAAGAGGAAACGAUCAUCUUCAAAGUCCAGCUUGCCUGCUGCUGCUGCUGCUGAUAGUGAUAAUGGUAAUGAUGCACGCUCCGCAGGUGUGAGGCGUUCUCGGGUCCUGUCGUCGAGACCGGAGACAGUUGAAGACCCAGUGAUUGAUGAACGGUUUGGCGAGGGUGGACAGCAACGUCGGCGGUCAGGUAGAGCAUCCAAACCGGCACAAUUAGCUGCUGGAACUGUCUCGUGGGCUCAAGCGAGGGUGUUGAAGAAGCAAAGGUUGGGUCGCGCUUGA
Messenger RNA from Pseudocercospora fijiensis CIRAD86, 966 nucleotides. RefSeq lists its product as uncharacterized. The coding region runs from base 1 to 966 and encodes 321 amino acids. The record is from RefSeq and is a predicted model, not a curated record. Lineage: Eukaryota; Fungi; Ascomycota; Dothideomycetes; Mycosphaerellales; Mycosphaerellaceae. The transcript has 2 exons.